Messenger RNA from Asterias rubens (European starfish), 2421 nucleotides. Its product is annotated as ran GTPase-activating protein 1-like. The transcript is spliced from 16 exons. Bases 261 to 2036 code for a protein of 591 amino acids. Lineage: Eukaryota; Metazoa; Echinodermata; Asteroidea; Forcipulatida; Asteriidae. Gene Ontology annotation, molecular function: small GTPase binding; GTPase activator activity. Gene Ontology annotation, biological process: signal transduction; nucleocytoplasmic transport; activation of GTPase activity. The record is from RefSeq and is a predicted model, not a curated record. Gene Ontology annotation, cellular component: cytosol; perinuclear region of cytoplasm; nucleus.
AAUGGGUGCACGUGAAUUCAAUUCUGCCAACUUGUUGUCUUAGAAAACAGACAAUUCUGCUUCUUUUUUUUAUGCUGAUUCAAAAUUUACGGUGUCAAAAUAUUGUCUGUUUACUCGAUGUUAAUUAGGUACCUUGUCUGUAGUUAUUCCAAGUCGGUUAGAUCUUGCUGAGAGAAGAUUUAGUGCCGUAGUUUUUCUUGAAGAUUUACGAACGAUUUUUACACACCGCGGGAAAGGAAGGGUGCAGACCGAGUUUACCGAUGGCCGCUAACGGGGCUGGAGACGGGGUCGGGUCGGUAGCUGAACUGCUGGCAAAGACCACGGUCAAACAGAUCAAUGAAGUAUCCUUCGCCGGUAAAGGACUCAAACUCGACAAGGCAGAAGAUGCGAAAGAUAUUGUCAAAGCCAUUGAAGACUGCAAGGACAUGCAGUCUCUUAAGUUGGAGGGCAACACUGUUGGUAAAGAAGCAGCAGAAGCAAUAGGAAAGGCGUUGCAGAAGAGGCAAGAGUUUGAGAGAGCACGAUGGGCUGACAUGUUUACUGGAAGAUUACGAUCAGAAAUUCCGCCUGCGUUGCGAUCGUUGGGAGGUGCGAUUAUCAUUGCAGACGCCCACCUGGUAGAGUUAGAUCUCAGCGACAAUGCCUUCGGUCCUGACGGAGUGAAGGCUGUCCAGGAGCUCAUUGAGAGUAAAGCUUGCUACACGCUGAAGGAGUUGAGGUUUAACAACAACGGGUUGGGUAUUGGUGGCAAGCUCCUGGCAGAGGCUCUCAUCAGAUGUCACAAGAGCAGCUCAGGGGCCGGCAAACCUUUAUCCCUAGCCACUUUUGUUGCCGGUAGAAACAGAUUAGAAAACCCUGGAGCCAUUGCAUUGGGGGAGGCCUUUAAGACGAUAGGGACACUGGAAGAGAUAGCUAUGCCACAGAAUGGAAUCAAUCAUGAAGGGAUAACGGCACUGGCUGAAUCGUUAAUACAUAACAAGAACCUCAGGAAUAUUAAUCUUCAAGAUAACACAUUCACAGAGAAGGGUGCAAUACCGAUGGCCAAGGCCCUGAGGACUCUAGACAAAGUGGAAUCCAUUAACUUUGGGGAUUGUCUCGUCAGGACGGAUGGAGCCAGCGCCCUCGCAGAAACAAUCAAAAACUGUCUCCCUAUACUCCGGGAGUUAAACUUGAGUUAUGGCGAGAUUAAGAGGGAGGCUGGAAUCGAGUUAGCGGAGAGCGUCGAUUCCAAGGAUACGCUUAAAGUACUUGAGCUCAAUGGUAAUAGUUUUGGUGAGGAGGGCGUGGAGUUGGUCCGUGGAGUUUUGGAAUCCAGCGGUCGUAUCGACGCUCUUGGCACUCUCAGUGAUGAUGAAGGAGAUGAUAGUGAUGAUGAUGAUGAUUAUGAAGAUGUUGAUGAUGAUGAUGAUGAUGAAGAUGAAAACGAAGAUGAGGAAGACGUAAAUGAAGAAGACGAGCAAGGAGAAGUCAGCAACGAUCCUAAGCUACAGGUCAAAGGAGUCAAAGCCAUCAUCUCACCAAGGAAAGACGAGGACAACAACAAAAUCGUGGUACCAGUCACAGCUGCUCAAUUUCUAGGUUUCCCAAGUGCGGACAAACUCCUCCGGAUUGGAGAUGAACGAGGGCAACUCAUCUUGAAGGAAUUAGGGAAUAACAGUGAGGAUGUAGAGAAAGUCAUCCAGGUGUUUGUGAAGGUAGCGUCAGUGAUGGAUAUCAAUAGAUCAUCGAUCAGGCAGGCCGUCUGUGAAACAUCAGAUGUUUUACUUGGAAGACUUUUUACCAGUGACAAGUGUAAAGCUGAGACAAUCGCCAACAGUAUCUUGGUACACAUCGGACUCAUCAAGAGUGAAGAUAAGAUCAAGCCAAUAGACGACCCAUCAGGUCUCCUGCUUGCCAUGGAGCAUGUCGUCAAACAAGACUACUUCCCUAGUCACUUGGCCCAGUUCUUCAUCACUUUCUUGUCAAAGACGCAUCCUGUUUUAGACGUUCACUACAAUCCCAAGCAUCAACUCCUCCAAGCUCUUCAUACGAUAUAAACUAGGCACGAUGUUUGGCCCUCGCAACAAAAAACCACUAGGAAAAGGUGCAAGGGUUGACCUUUGUACAGUUAUAGUCUUGUUUAAACUUUGAAAGGCUAUUUAAUAUCAAUUUUGCUGAGUUUUUCGAGGACUGUAAAAAUCUGAAAUCAGAUUAUAGUAGAAAGAACAUCAUGCUUGUUAACAUCAGUCUAUAAAGAUGAGGUAUUAAAGUUAGACAUUUCCAGCAAUCAAUAUUAAUGGCAGGGAUUAUGAAGCCCCCCCCCCCUUCAACCAAUCGGUAUUUUGAGCCUCAGUUGGUACAUGAAUAACGAAGAAUUAAAGGAUUUGGGUACUUUUUGUAACACAAAACACAAUGUCCACAGAUUUACAUUAAACUUACACA